AACGUGAUGCUUUGCUUCUUGGACCUUCUUGGACUAUACAGCGGUUCCAUCUCGGAUGCUAUACUUUCCCACCAAUCUUCAUAUGUUCCCAGGGAUCACGACAUUCAUGCACUUCCAUCCCUUCUACCGUCACCGUAACGCGUGGGACCCUGUCGACCAAGCAAACUUAAUAUUACUCGUGCUCAUUCAGCGUGCCGACCUACCCUCAGCAAGCGCGGAAAAACGUGUAUUUCAUGUAAACCCUUGCGACUGUAAAUCAAUAUCCAUCUGUUCGCUACCAUGUCCAUCGCUCAGCGCGAUUCCACUGGAAAUGCCCUCCGGACAUCAGUAUACGAUACUAUUCUUCAGCUCGGACUCCUCGAGAAGAAUAGUAUGAUAUCGGACUGGAUGUUUGAGGGUACUGCUGGGCCAUCCACCCGAAAUUCCGAGCGCAAGGAGGAAGAAUUCUCGACGGAUACAGAGUCGGUAUAUUCGAGUCCCAGUCUCAGGGAGGACGUCCCCACUAGUGUCAGUGAGCCAGUAUCUCCUUCCAAAUCCCCACCUUCGAAGUUUUUCAAAGCGGUGAGGUCGAAGUUCUCACCCAUCAAAAAAGCGUCAUCCUCGCAGGAUGCUCUACACGGCAGCCACACAUCCAUCCAUACCACGGUACCGCCAUUAAAACGUCGACCGAAGAUCAAUACCCUUUCCUUACAGCAGCUUCCCGGUUCGCUCGGCUCGCAUGAUAAGAGUAUACGCCAUGGCGCAAAUGCUCCCGGACACGAGGCAAAUGUGGCGGCAUCCAGCUGGAAUCCUGCGAAAGAGAAGCCAGCUACAGGAAUCAACGGAAACGGCGCGCCACGCAGAGAUAGAGAUGAUAGUUCGUCGUCAACAGAGGAUUUGGGUUUGGAGUGGGAAGUGAUUCCAGAGAUGGCGAGAGCGGCGCCGACGGAGUUGAAGCCAAAAGGUGAUGGAUCUCCAUCUGUUGAACACAGCCUUCAUCAUGUAGGGCGCAAGCCUGUGGAACUGCAAGCGAAGCGGAUCGAUGCAAAUGGUGGCGGGAAGGGAUUCUACCGCUCGUUUUCAUUUGUUGGACCUCGUCGAAAUGCCAGCAGUCCCAAGAAACCCAAAUCGCUGCGUAGGCCAAAGUCGCUACGUCCUGAUCCCAAACAACCGCAUUCGAAUCCAUUUAGAUCUCCUCGGUUCUCUCCUACUGUGGAGGUUCCUGAUGGUGAUAAUAGCGACGGUGACACGUCUUGCAUUCCGUUAUCCGCUUCAAGCGCCGAGGACCCUCCUACACCGGAUGCACUGCUUCGUGAAUACGCUGCAGGAAGACGUCCGAUGUCAUUUUCCCCUCAAAUCCAAAGAGGAAGUCAUCAUUCAGAUGAAGAUCCUUUCUCAGCUGCCCCCUCUGCCUCGUCGACAGUGCCAGUAACGCGGCCCGUUUCUUUUAAUGGUUCAUACCUGGCGGUGCCAGGGACAGGCGCGACCGCCACCGUGCAGAGAUCAGUUUCAGCCAUCCACCAGAGAGGGCGCCAGGUUCCUUUCCCCACAAACCCAAUUUCCCCUAUCCCCCUCUCCCUCAGUGGUUCAGGUAGUGACCGGAAACUUGGGGGAUUGAGAGAUAUCUAUAGGCAGGAUUUGGAUGCUGCCAUAAGUGAGAGCGUCGUUCUAGGUGAAGCUAACAUAAGUCGUCGUAAAUAUGGGAUACGCCAGUAGGACACGAGGUGGUAGGCAGGUAGUUCGAUGAAUUGACUAUCGACUUUUACACAUAUGAAUUCUAUAUCAUGUUUAGAUGGUACUAAAAUGAAAAGGGAAUGUCUGCUCACGUAUCAUAAUGUAGCCAUUAACGGGUAGCCAUUAACGGGCAAUGAUUACCGAUGGCACCAGUCACAGACAUCAAGGUGUUGCG
Desarmillaria tabescens is the source of this 1888-nucleotide messenger RNA. RefSeq lists its product as uncharacterized. The record is from RefSeq and is a predicted model, not a curated record. The transcript has a single exon. NCBI's taxonomy places the organism in Eukaryota, Fungi, Basidiomycota, Agaricomycetes, Agaricales, Physalacriaceae. The coding region runs from base 280 to 1695 and encodes 471 amino acids.